AUGAAGCUGUACUGCGAGGUGGAGGUGAUCAGCCGGCAUUUGCCGGCGUUGGGGCUGAGGAACAGGGGAAAGGGCUAUCGAGCAGUGCUGAGCCUCUGUCAGCAGACACACGGAAAUCGGCCGGGGCCCCAGGUCGAGGGCGAGCCGGGCGGCCCGCACCCCACCUGCUUGCUCAUCUCCACCCUGAAGGACAAGCGCGGGACCCGCUAUAAGCUAAAGGAGAACAUUGAGCAAUUCUUUACGAAAUUUGUGGAUGAGGGGAAAGCGACUGUCCGGUUAAAGGAGCCUCCUGUGGAUAUCUAUCUAAGUCAGGCCAAUUCCAGCAGUUUAAAGGGUUUCCUUUCAGCUGUGAGACUGGCUCAUCGAGGCUGUGAUAUUGAGACCCCAUUUUUAACCCUCACACCAGUGAAGACUUCAGAAUUUGAGAAAUUUAAAACCAAAAUGAUUAUCACUUCCAAAAAGGACUAUCCUCUAAGCAAGAACUUUCCAUAUUCUUUGGAACAUCUUCAGACUUCUUAUUGCGGGCUUGUCCGAGUUGAUAUGCGUAUGCUUUGCUUAAAAAACCUUAGGAAAUUAGACUUAAGCCACAACCAUAUAAAAAAGCUUCCAGCUACAGUUGGAGACCUCAUCUACCUUCAAGAACUUAACCUUAAUGACAAUCACUUGGAGUCCUUUAGUGCAGCCUUGUGUCAGUCUACACUCCAGCAGUCCCUUCGGCGUUUGGACCUCAGCAAGAACAAAAUUAAGGCACUCCCUGUGCAGUUUUGCCAGCUCCGAGAACUUACGGACUUAAAACUUGAUGAUAAUGAACUAAUCCGAUUUCCUUUCAAGAUGGGACAACUGAAAAAACUGCGUUUUUUGUCAGCAGCUCGAAAUAAGCUUCCCUUUUUGCCUAGUGAAUUUAAAAAUUUAUCCCUUGAGUACUUGGAUCUUUUUGGAAAUAAGUUCGAACAACCAAAAGUUCUACCAGUCAUAAUGCUGCAAGCACCAUUAACUUUAUUGGAAUCUUCUGCACGAACCAUAUUAUAUAAUAGGAUUCCAUAUGGCUCUCAUAUCAUUCCUUACCAUCUUUGCCAAGAUUUGGAUACUGCAAAAACUUGCGUUUGUGGAAGAUUCUGUGUAAGCUCUUUCAUUCAAGGAACUGCUACCAUGAAUCUACAUUCUGUUGCUCACACUGUGGUCUUAGUAGAUAAUAUGGGUGGUACUGAAGCAGCUGUUAUUUCUUAUUUCUGUUCUUUAGCUUGUUAUGUAAAUUCCUCUGGUAUAUUAAAGUAAUGGGGAAUACCACAAAAAGAAGUUUCAUUUGGCCACAGAUCAGUUUCAGACUCAUUUCCAACUUAGCAGUGUCAAAUUGGAGAAAGGGGAGGGGAGAAAUGUAUGUUAUUCUGUUUUAAAUCUUUUGUUUUUAAAAUUUUAAUUACAUUAAAACCUAAUUUAAUUUUA
This is a messenger RNA of Orycteropus afer afer, 1443 nucleotides long. It is a transcript of the gene LRR1, whose product is annotated as leucine rich repeat protein 1. The record is from RefSeq and is a predicted model, not a curated record. Lineage: Eukaryota; Metazoa; Chordata; Mammalia; Tubulidentata; Orycteropodidae. Gene Ontology annotation, molecular function: protein binding.